This is a messenger RNA of Helobdella robusta, 594 nucleotides long. RefSeq lists its product as hypothetical. The coding region runs from base 1 to 594 and encodes 197 amino acids. The record is from RefSeq and is a predicted model, not a curated record. The transcript is spliced from 4 exons. NCBI's taxonomy places the organism in Eukaryota, Metazoa, Annelida, Clitellata, Rhynchobdellida, Glossiphoniidae.
AUGACAACAAGCUGCAUCAACAUGAGCGAUGAUUAUGAGAAGACGAUGACAGCCGAAGUACUCUUGUUAAGCGGUGCAAAUGUUCCGGUGUCCCAGCAUCUAGACGAAACUGCCCUGGAUACGUUUAUCAAAGCCCUUCGUGAUUCGGAACUCAAGCAAUCCCUUCUCUUGUCAGAUAAACGAAAACUCAAGGACGCCGUUGCGCACAGUCUCACUGUUGAAUCGGCAAAGCAAGCAUCAAAAAGUGACGUACGUCUACGCCAAGUACAUGAAGAAUGCUCUUGCCAGAAGAUAACUACUGCCGAAAUUGCGCGACAAGAUGGCGCAAAAGAAGAGAAGAUGAUCCUGUAUCACGAUCGGCCCCUUCUAACGAAGGGGCGGAAAACUAAUAAGAGCCAACUUUGUGGGGCAGAGUCUCUGCAAUGUUUUUAUGUUCUAGCAGACCAAACCACUGAGAGUGUCUUCAAGCAGUUGCGAUCAGCUGACCUGACACGACCUCACGGAGCGUGCGUGCACGUGGAUCGCAUUAAAAUUGUUGGAGCCUUUGUAAAGUGCACUACUGUCCUGCCUCUUCUUGACACAACAUUCAAUUAA